Penicillium brevicompactum is the source of this 636-nucleotide messenger RNA. Its product is annotated as putative RNA binding protein Pym. Gene Ontology annotation, cellular component: cytoplasm; exon-exon junction complex. The record is from RefSeq and is a predicted model, not a curated record. Gene Ontology annotation, molecular function: RNA binding. The coding region runs from base 1 to 636 and encodes 211 amino acids. Lineage: Eukaryota; Fungi; Ascomycota; Eurotiomycetes; Eurotiales; Aspergillaceae. Gene Ontology annotation, biological process: exon-exon junction complex disassembly. The transcript has a single exon.
AUGUCCGACGUUGCCAAGUCCGGUAUCACCACUAAUGCCAUUACCGGCGAACGAUAUAUCCCCUCCUCUGUCCGCGCCGACGGUUCCAAGCGCAAGGAGAUCCGUGUGCGCCCCGGUUACAAGCCUCCCGAGGAUGUCGAACUCUACAAGAACCGCGCAGCAGCAGCAUGGAAGACCCGUGGUCGAGGCGGAGUGCCAGGUGCCGAAGCCUUGAGCAGUGAGGAGGACAAGGACAAAACAGCAAAGCCGACAGUUCCAGCUUCGACCCCAGCUGCGACCCCCGCUACAGCUGCCAGCACCAAGAACGCUAAGCGCCGCGAAGCCAAGCGAAAUGCGAAGGACGCCGAAACUACAGAGGGCAAAGGAGUGGACUCGAACAACUGGCGUGCCCCGCCACCCAAGAAAGAGGAACCGAUCCCGGAACCGGUCGACGUUGAAGCCGAGAACGAGAAGAAGGCUCGCAAUCUCAAGAAAAAGCUUCGUCAGGCCCGUGACCUGCGUGAGAAGAAGGAGCAGGGAGAGGGGUUGCUGCCUGAGCAGUUGGACAAGGUCAUCAAGAUCCAGGAACUUGUGAGACAGCUGGAUGUACUGGGCUUUGACUCGAACGGGGACAAGAAGGCUGGCGAAAGCGCUUGA